GUAAAUUUAGGAGGAGGGGCUUUUCCAAGAUGGCGUUCUAUCAUCGACGAACGUGUCCGCGUACAAUGUCAAAUUUAGCGACUGUUUUCUUCCUUUUAGCAUGUAUUUAUUCCUCUCAAACUCAGUCCACCGAACAGUCACCAGUUCAAGCAUGUGAAACUGACCACCCUGAGAAAGUUGCAGAGGAGGAAGUGUCCAUUCAACACCAACUUGAUAAUCUUAAUUUAUUGCUUUUCCUGUCGUUGUUGGUUUUGACAAUUUUGACAAUUUGGUUGUUCAAGGCGCAUCGUUUCCGAUUCAUACAUGAAACCGGCUUAGCUAUGAUUUAUGGUUCAAUAGUAGGUGCCAUAGUGUGGUACACAGCUGACACAAAUGGGCCUGAACAUGACCCGAUCACAACGGACGCCCAAGAGUGUGACAUCUCUAAAGCUACAAGCAGCAUCUACCUCUCACUGGAAUACCCCAGUAAUAAGAGUGUGACGUUUCAAUAUAACAGGCUGGGCAUCAUCAAGGGAGGCGCCUACACUGUGCCAUCCGCAUUUGUUGAGAAGGUGAACUUUGACCCGGAGGUCUUCUUCAACAUGUUGCUUCCCCCCAUCAUAUUUUAUGCUGGUUAUAGCCUCAAAAGAAGGCAUUUCUUUCGUAAUCUGGGCUCCAUUUUAACCUAUGCUAUGGUUGGCACAGCAAUUUCCUGCUUUGUUGUUGGAGGUAUCAUGUACUCGUUAGUUGUAUUAGUAAUGAAAAGGACAGAUUUCAACCUUAAAGAUUCUCUCUUUUUCGGAGCUUUGAUUUCAGCCACAGACCCUGUCACUGUGUUGGCGGUGUUUCACGAUCUACAAGUUGAUGUGGAUAUGUACAUUCUUGUCUUCGGAGAGAGCGUUCUUAAUGAUGCUGUGGCCAUUGUACUUUCAAGGUCAGUGGAAUCUUACGACAGUGACUCUUUCGAAGCAGGACCAAUUUUAAAAUCCCUUGGGAUCUUCAUUGGUGUCUUUGUUGGCUCUUUUGCGAUUGGAUCAGUCAUGGGCUGUAUUACAGCAAUAGUGACUAAAUUCACUCGUAUCAGAGAUUUUCCUCUUCUGGAGACAGCUAUCUUCUUCAUCAUGUCUUAUAUGUGCUACUUAAUGGCGGAAGCUGCUCAGCUUACUGGAAUUGUUGCGGUGCUAUUCUGUGGGAUUAUGCAGGCUCAUUACACCUACAACAAUCUGUCUGAAGAAUCCAAGAAACGAACCAAAGAGGUUGCUGAGCUGGCUCAGUUCCUAGCGGAGAGUUUUAUUUUCUCCUACAUGGGUAUUUCCAUGUUCAAUCCUAGGAACCAAUACUGGGAUGCGGGCUUCAUCUUCUCUGCUUUUUUUGCCAUCCUCGUGGGUCGUUUUCUCAAUAUUUACCCCUUGUCAUUCUUACUGAAUCUCGGAAGAAAGCAAAAGAUUCCUUGGAAUAUUCAGCACAUGUUGAUGUUUUCAGGACUGAGAGGAGCUAUUGCGUUUGCACUUGCCAUCCGUAACACCGCCACUGUGGCACGGCAACUAUCGCUAACGGCAACCUUGAUUAUUGUUUUGAUUACCGUGGUGAUAUGUGGAGGAAUGACCACUCAGAUGUUGACCUGGCUAAAGAUAAGGGUUGGGGUCUCUGAUGAGGAUACCGCCCAGCAGCAGGGAAUGCAAGUUGUGGGAUCGCAAAACACUGAGAUUGAUGUGAGAAUAAGAAAGCGUUAUGAUCAGGCAUGGCUUGUCAGACAGUGGUACGACCUCGACCAUAAAUUUUUCAAGCCGAUCUUCACUCGGAAAGGAGCAGAUCUGAAAGAGACUCUACCUCUCUGCUGUUACCCUGUGGCGAGAUGUUUGACAGUAAUGGAUGAGCAUGUCAACGAAGACAGCGAUAGUGACUUGAUCUUAGAUGAGAAUAGCUCCAGCGCUGACCAGCUCUCCGGCGUCAAUCUAGAGAUCGCUCAACCAACCAAUCACACAGAAGACGAUAUCGUAUUAGACGCUGAUUUAGGCUUAGGAUCAAACCAAAUCACUACACCAGGGUUAAACCUUAAACCCAUCCCAGCUGUUGUAUAAAAAUGUAAAUAUAUGAAUAUGCAUAUUAUGUAAAUGAAUGUUGUUUCUUUUAUGUAAAUGCCAACCCUCAGGCCAGUUUGAGAGGAGGAAAGAUAGAGACAAGUUCCCAGCGAUUAUUUUGUGAAGAAUUUUGUUAACAGCUGAAUUUUGUUUCUGUCAAAAGGUGUUAAUGAAUCAUAUCAAAAAAGUUAUCGAGAGAAUUUUAAUUUUGUAUUUUGACAAAAUAUUGAUUGAGAUGCACCUGUCAUGUGGAUUCGAACAAGUUACCACUAGGAAGGAACAUUUAUACAGAUCACAAUGAAUUUAGGUCAGUUUUAUUUUGGGACAAAGAAACGGAGAAUAAUUUUUCUUGAGAAAUCAAGCGACUGGUUUACUUUCAUAAGCAGCUAUAGGUGUACAUGUUAUUUGUCAAAAAUCCACCUACCACUCCGUUAUUCUAUUCGCUUUAGAUCAAUAUUUUUUGGUCAGAAAUCCACCUACCACUUGGCCAUUUUAUUCGGUUUAAAUCAUUGUGGUUUCUAUUCUUCAAGCAAGAAACAGGUUUCAGAAUUUAGACACUCCAAAACUCUUACAUGGUUAAACGUCAGAGUCAUUGGCCAUUAAAAUGACCAGGGCCCAGUUUCAUUAAGUCUGUUAGCAAAAACAUGUGCCAAGCACAGGGAAGUAUUUCUUAGCGAAUACAUGUAACAGGCAACCAGUCAAAAUAACAUUAAGUAUGCAUUGUUGUGACUUAUGCCCCAACUAAAUUUUCGCUUAGCAGAGAAAUUUGUCAAGCAGAAUUUUCUGCCAGACAGCUUUAUCAAAUGGGACUAGUUGGGAAAGCUGCCUCGUGUCAUUAUUGCGUAAUGAGUGUGAUUUUAAGAAUUGACAUAUCUCUAAAGUUGACUAAAAUCUUGAAUCAUUGAAUGUUUGAUCAUUGAAUACUACAAACUAAACUCACUCUCUCUAUAUACAUAUAUACAGUUACAGUUGCAUAUAUACAUGGGAAAUUUCGCAGAUGUCAAUAAACUAUCGGUGUAACAGGCACUUGAGCAUAAGACAAACUUUCAAAUCAUUAAAGGUAGGAACAUAGAUUGGUUUUUGUCAACGUAAUGCAAAAGUUUCAGCUGAAUAUAUUAUAAUAAAAAUAAUAAUAACACGGACGUUUAUACUGCGCAGUGACCUAUAUAAAUAUACUCUACUGCGCAUUACAAGGAAUACAUAAAAUGCAGAGAAAAAAUGAAAAAAACCCCAAAU
Messenger RNA from Asterias rubens (European starfish), 3296 nucleotides. Its product is annotated as sodium/hydrogen exchanger 7-like. The transcript is spliced from 16 exons. NCBI's taxonomy places the organism in Eukaryota, Metazoa, Echinodermata, Asteroidea, Forcipulatida, Asteriidae. The record is from RefSeq and is a predicted model, not a curated record. Gene Ontology annotation, biological process: sodium ion transport; regulation of pH; proton transmembrane transport. Gene Ontology annotation, cellular component: membrane; recycling endosome. Gene Ontology annotation, molecular function: sodium:proton antiporter activity. The coding region runs from base 30 to 2060 and encodes 676 amino acids.